This is a messenger RNA of Exophiala oligosperma, 2717 nucleotides long. RefSeq names its product ribosomal RNA large subunit methyltransferase J. The coding region runs from base 72 to 2573 and encodes 833 amino acids. The transcript is spliced from 2 exons. The record is from RefSeq and is a predicted model, not a curated record. Gene Ontology annotation, molecular function: rRNA (guanine) methyltransferase activity; rRNA (uridine-2'-O-ribose)-methyltransferase activity. Gene Ontology annotation, cellular component: nucleus; nucleolus; preribosome, large subunit precursor. Lineage: Eukaryota; Fungi; Ascomycota; Eurotiomycetes; Chaetothyriales; Herpotrichiellaceae. Gene Ontology annotation, biological process: maturation of LSU-rRNA from tricistronic rRNA transcript (SSU-rRNA, 5.8S rRNA, LSU-rRNA); maturation of 5.8S rRNA from tricistronic rRNA transcript (SSU-rRNA, 5.8S rRNA, LSU-rRNA); rRNA methylation.
GCCGUUGACAAUAGUCCUGGCACAGGAUAUCAUCGAAUACAUUGUUCUGUAUUUCGAUACAUCCAGUCGCCAUGGCAAUUCAAAAGAAGCACGGCAAGGGCCGUCUCGACAAGUGGUAUAAACUUGCCAAAGAGAAGGGCUACCGAGCCCGUGCCGCCUUCAAACUGAUCCAGUUGAACAAAAAAUAUGGAUUUCUUGAGAAGAGCAGAGUAUUGUUGGAUCUUUGCGCCGCCCCAGGUUCAUGGUGCCAGGUCGCAGCAGAGACAAUGCCCGCACAGAGUUUGAUCGUUGGUGUUGAUUUAGCACCUAUCAAGCCCAUUCCUCGAGUCAUCACCUUUCAGAGCGAUAUUACUACGGACAAAUGCCGAGCAACCAUUCGAGGGCAUUUCAAGCACUUGAAGGCAGACACGGUUCUGCACGACGGAGCCCCGAACGUGGGUGUUGCUUGGGUACAAGAUGCCUUCUCGCAGGCAGAACUCACAUUACAAUCAAUGAAGUUGGCAACCGAGUUUUUGAAAGAGGGUGGAACAUUCGUCACCAAGGUUUUCCGAUCCAAAGAUUACAAUGCACUGUUGUGGGUGUUUAAACAACUGUUCACCUCUGUCGAAGCCACCAAGCCUCCGUCAUCACGAAAUGUUUCAGCCGAGAUUUUCGUUGUUUGCAGAGGCUUCAAGGCUCCUAAGAGGAUGGACCCGAAGUUUUUGGACCCUAAGCACGUCUUUGCAGAAGUCCAGGAGGCAACGCCAAAUAACGAAGCGAAGGUGUUCAACCCCGAAAAGAAAAAGAGGAAGAGAGAAGGUUAUGAGGAGGGCGACUGGACCCAACACAAAGAGGUGCCGGUUACAGAUUUUAUUCACACCACGGAUCCUAUAGCAAUACUCGGUUCUGUCAACAAGCUGAGUUUCGACCAGAGUCCGAACGGCGAUCUUGCAAUGGUGACUCUGGACAGACUCCCAGAAACUACGCCUGAGGUCAGGAGAUGUUGCGAAGAUCUCAAGGUUCUAGGCAAGAAAGAGUUCAGGACGCUUUUAAGAUGGCGUUUGAAAGUACGGGACAUAUUUGGGAUGUCUGCUAAAGCCAAGAAACAACAACAGACUGAACAGGAAGAGGGCGAAGAAGUUGCCGAAGUAGAGUCCAUGGAUGAGGAACUCAAGAUCCAAGAGGAAUUACAGCGGCUUAAAGACCAAGACUCCAAAGAGAAACGAAAAGCCCGACGGAAAGAGAACGAACGGAGACAGAAGGAAAUUGUGCGAAUGCAAAUGCACAUGACUACGCCGCAUGAUAUUGGACUUGAGCAAAAUGGUCCAAUGGGAGAAGGGGCAAUGUUCAACCUCAAAUCCUCCGACAGGGCUCAAGAGGCUUCAGGUGUCGCUACCAGAGAAAUGGAGGAUGCAGAAGCCCUCGAAUCCGAGACAUCAGAAGAUGAAUCUGAGAACGACGACUCAGACGAUGAUGGAGACAGGUUGGAGGAAGAAUUGGACACCCUCUACAACUCAUAUCGAGAAAGGCGUGAACAGAGUGAUGCCAAAGCACGAGCGAAAAGGGCCAGGAAAGAAAAAGACACCGACGAGUGGACCGGGUUAUCUGAUGACGAGGGCGCCGGGGACGCAGCGACAGAUGGCGAGUCCGAAGCCGAAGAAGCUUCGAUGCGACCAAUUCCCAAAUCAGAAGGUCUCUCGACAAAGGCAGCCAUGUUCUUUGACCAGGACAUUUUCCAGGAUCUUGGCAUCGACGAAGAGGAUGCGGAAGACAACGACAGCGCCAUAGAACUCGAGGACGAGUUGUCCGAUCAGGCGAAGCGUAUUCAGCCCGAGAAGAAACAGAAGCAGUCGACGGCCGACCAAGUAUCCGUACCUCUGAAGCCAGCACUGAAAAGAUCCCCGAAGGCCACGCCACGGCGAGACGACGCCGACGACUCCGAUUCCGGAUCUGACUCACUCCCUGUACAAAAGUCAAAAACAUCCUCCCGACCUGAACGCCCUGAAGACCCUCUCCUGCCAAACGGCCAACUCGACGUCGACAUCAUCACCGCCGAAGCCAUGACCCUGGCCCAAUCUCUCGCCACGCGCCGCACCAAGCCUUCAGAUCUCAUCGACGACAGUUUCAACAAGUACUCGUUCCGCGACGUCGACGGCCUCCCCGAAUGGUUCCUCGACGACGAGGGCCAACACAGCAAGCCGCAACGGCCCAUCACCGCCGGCGCCGCGGCGGCCAUCAAGGAGAAGCUCCGGGCGCUCAACGCCCGGCCGAUCAAAAAGGUCCUCGAGGCCAAGGGCCGCAAGAAGAUGAGGGCGGCGCAGCGACUGGAGAAGCUGCGCAAGAAGUCGGCCCUCCUGCUCGACGACGAGGGCAUGUCGGAGAAGGACAAGGCGGCCGGCAUCGCGCGCAUGAUGGCCCGUGCGGCCAAGAAGGGCCGGCCCAAGGAGAAGGUCAAGCUCGUCGUCGCGAGGGGCGGGAACAAGGGCGUCGCCGGCCGGCCGCGCGGCGUCAAGGGCAAGUACAAGAUUGUCGACGCGCGGCUGAAGAAGGACGUCCGGGCCGAGAAGAGGCUCAAGAAACGCAUGAAGAAGUAGACCGGACCAAAAGUGGUGCUUUCGUAAUGUCGUUCUUGAGGGGACUAGAUACGAAAGACGGCCCGAAAUGAAACGAAUGCGUGACAUCAACCUACAGAAUCAAGUGGACGUGUUUUGGAUACCUAAAGAACACUGUGAUUCGAG